This is a messenger RNA of Zootoca vivipara (common lizard), 1098 nucleotides long. The record is from RefSeq and is a predicted model, not a curated record. NCBI's taxonomy places the organism in Eukaryota, Metazoa, Chordata, Lepidosauria, Squamata, Lacertidae.
AUGGCGGUGGGCCUGGGGAACGGGCUGGGCCUCCCAGAAGCCGUGGAAGUGUCCUGGAUCGCAAAGAGAGGCAUGAGAUGUGUUGAGAGUUGCCGUCCUGGACACAGCAAGGUCAUGCAAGAGGGGCAACAGAUUUGUUGUUAUGUUUGCCGUCAGUGCCCUGAACAAAUGAUUUCCAUCCUGACUGAUGCAGAUCAUUGCAACAAGUGCCCUGACGAUCAGCACCCAAACAAGAAUCAGGACCAGUGUAUCUCCAAGAAUAUUGUCUAUUUAGCUUAUGGAGAAUCCUUGGGAAUUAUUCUGGCUUCAGUUGCUCUUUUCCUUUCCCUGAUCACCUUUGUGAUAAUGUGGAUCUUCAUUCAACAUAAGGAGACUCCCAUCGUCAAGGCCAACAACUGGAACAUCACCCGCACCCUCCUCAUUUCCCUAUUGCUUUGCUUUCUCUGCUCCUUCCUAUUCAUUGGAAAGCCUGGGAAGGUGACCUGCCUUCUCCGUCAAACCAUAUUUGGGAUUGUCUUUUCCCUGGCUGUUUCUUGUGUGUUGGCAAAGACUAUCACUGUGGUUCUGGCCUUCAUGGCCACCAAGCCAGGAAACAGGAUGAGGAAAUGGAUGGGGAAGAGGCUGGCAGUGUCAGUCGUCAUCCUCUGCACUCUUAUUCAAACUGGCAUCUGUGCACUGUGGUUGGCAACCUCUCCUCCCUUCCCAGAGUUUGACAUGCAUUCACAGACUACCCAAAUCAUUGUGCAAUGCAAUGAAGGAUCAGGCCCCAUGCUUUAUACUGUCCUGGGCUACAUGGGUCUUCUGGCCAUCAUCAGCUUCACUGUGGCUUUCUUAGCCAGGAAGUUGCCUGAUACUUUCAAUGAAGCAAAGCUCAUCACCUUCAGCAUGUUGGUCUUCUGCAGUGUUUGGUUAUCCUUUGUCCCCACCUACCUGAGCACCAAAGGAAAAUAUAUGGUGGCUGUGGAGAUCUUCUCCAUUUUAGCCUCUAGUGUAGGAUUGCUGGGUUGCAUAUUCCUCCCAAAGGUCUAUAUUAUUGUACUUAGACCAGAAUUGAAUGCCAGGGAUCAACUAAUAAGGAAACAGAAUUUUGCCAUCUGA